Messenger RNA from Loa loa (African eye worm), 908 nucleotides. RefSeq lists its product as hypothetical. Lineage: Eukaryota; Metazoa; Nematoda; Chromadorea; Rhabditida; Onchocercidae. The record is from RefSeq and is a predicted model, not a curated record. The transcript is spliced from 8 exons. The coding region runs from base 1 to 822 and encodes 273 amino acids.
AUGUUUGGAAAAGGUACAAACGAGAGGUUACGUCCGGCAUGUUUGUCGCUAGCUGAUUAUACUCCAGAGCAGGAAGUGAGUAGUGUAGGUGCAGCAACAGCAUUCCGAAAUGAAAAUCAGGAAGGCUUUCCGGAAUUCUCACAACAAAUAGAUAGUGAAUUAGUUAGUGCCGAAGACGAGACAAUAUCGGUUGCAACAAACAUUUCAGAGGAACAACAGUUAAUGCUGUUCAAUGUUGACGAUGACAUUUUUACAGAAGAAAUUGUUAUUGCUGAAGAAGUCUUUGCUGAUGAAAUAAUGCUGAAGCCGAAGAAAACAUGUAAAGAAUUGAAACAACAGGUGAACGUUGUUUCUGCAACAUUGAACGACCUGAUUGUGGUGGUAUCGUCGCUCAAUAAUGCUUCACAGGGAGCUGGUUACAUUACGAAGAUUGCAGUUCAGCAGUCUUUCAAAAGGGAAUUGGAUGACAUUUAUGCGGCAAUAAAUAGUCAAGAAAGUCACGAUUUUAUUGGAAAUGCUGUGGUGAAUAACGGUAAAACUACCGUUAAUUUUCAAUUUUAUUCACUACCCGAUGGGCAACCUCCUUCGAUAAAAGUGCAGAUUGAGGGAUUUCGAGCAACACUUGAUGAUACAAUUCUGAUGCACCUUUCUGCUUUCAUAUAUGAUGAUCAAAAGACUAGUGUUCCGUCGAAUUUGAAAAUUAAUUUGGUGGAUACACAAAUUACUGUUAGGGAUCCAAAGACAAAAUCAUUCCGAAUCAAAUUGAACGAUUGCGUCAUAGAGCAGACAGAGGAUGAUGAGAACAUUUACGAUUCAUCAUAGUGCAUAUGUCGUAUUAUUGUUCUAAAAAUUUCCCCAUUUUAGGUAUUUCUCUGCCCAUUUCCAUUUUUUGAAUUCUUCACUUCAAC